Mytilinidion resinicola is the source of this 1677-nucleotide messenger RNA. Its product is annotated as acetyl-CoA synthetase-like protein. The annotation marks the transcript as partial. The record is from RefSeq and is a predicted model, not a curated record. The transcript has 4 exons. Lineage: Eukaryota; Fungi; Ascomycota; Dothideomycetes; Mytilinidiales; Mytilinidiaceae.
CGCCUCAUCAUCCCCCUCAUCGACUCCAUCGCUAAGUCGACGCCUGAAAAACCUUGGGCCUCGAUUCCGCUGAACGACGAUGAUCUCUCCGAGGGCUUUCGCGAUUUUUCAUUUGCGCAGCUAGCCACGGGCAUCAAUGCUGCUGCGUGGUGGAUAGAUGAGAACAUAGGUAAAGCACCAAGCGGUACAUUCCCUACGGUGGCGUAUCUUGGACCAAGAGAUUUGAGAUAUCUGAUUAUGGUUCUUGGGGCGGCCAAGGCUGGCUGGAAGGUACUGCUACCGUCGCUUCUCACGUCCUUGGAAGCCAAAACUCACAUGGCGCGAGAGAAGGAUUGCAGGACUUUCUUAUGUGGAAAAGAAUUAUUUCUGGUAGUGGAGACUAUCCAUGAGGCAGUUGGAGAUGGGAAGACCCUCGUAGUACCCGACUUUGAAGAGUUAAUUUCUGCGAAAGGAGUGAAAGAGUAUGAGUACAGUAAGACCUGGGAAGAGGGGAAGGACGACCCCGUGGCAAUUUUCCAUACCAGCGGCAGUUCAGGACUCCCAAAGUUAGUAACGUGGACGAACAACAUGCUCGCGACAGCGGACGCGACUCGUCUUCUUCCAGAUGUCGAUGGUAUUCCUGCAUACACACCGACGAAUGCAGUUUUGCUCCAGGGCGGGCGAUUUUGGGCCAUGCUCCCGCUAUUCCACGCCGCCGGUUUCAUGCUAGCCGUCGCCGGUCCCGUUUUCUGCGGUGUCAUGUCUGUCGUUGGGCCAGCCUCCAAGGUCCCUACCCCUGCUCUCGCAGAUGAGAUGCACCGCUUUGCCAAUAUUGAUGGCGGAUUGUAUGCGCCCGCUUUUCUGGAAGAUCUGAUCGCCAACCCCUCUUACAAGCCCAACUUAUUGAAGUUAAAAUGCAUCAUAUUCGCCGGUGCCCCGCUUUCCAAGCUGCCGGGCGACUUUCUGGCGCAACAGAAUAUUAUAUCACCAAUGAUAGGAAGUACAGAAGGCGCUUGGUGGAGUACCGUUCCAGUAAUUCCAAUGAAACAUCUGACAAAUGGCCGCCAACUCGACAGCAAAUUGGAUUGGCGGGACUGGGAGUACUACCGUUUCCAUCCGUGGUCUGGGGCAACCUUCGAGCCCGCACAUGACGACUUAUACGAACUCGUUGCUGUCAAGACGCCUGAAUCCCAUCUGACUAUGAACUUCUGGAAAGUUCCCGAGCUCAAGGACAUCACCACUUUCAGAACCAAGGAUCUUUUCAGUCCGCAUCCUGACCCAGCCAAGGCGGAGAAGGGUUUGUGGCGAUACCGAGGACGAACGGAUGAUCUCAUAGUCCUGACAGGCGAGGUGAAGAUGUAUGUUGCGAGUGCAGAAGAACGGCUGAAGACAGCAAAUCCCUUGAUCAAGGACGCGGUGGCAGGAGGCCAAGGACGAAGGAUUCCAUUUCUAUUGCUUGAGCUCAGGGCCCCUUCGUAUGUAAACGGAGAUAGGAAUGGUGCAGAGCUGGGCAACUUGGAGGAUGUUUGGAAGACGGUCGAGAAAGUCAACGAAACCAUACUUGCCGAAACGAGGUUCAAGAAAGAGCUGGUAUUAAUCGCAGGAAAGGACAAGCCAUUUUUGAGGCUGCCCAAAGGCCCGGUGGAUCGAAGACAGACACUUGGAUUGUAUGCGCAAGAAAUUGAGGAAAUGUAUGCG